UAGAAAUAUUAAGUAUUAUUAGCCAGUUGACAUUCUACAUUAGGUUUUCUUUCUAUAAAUAAUUCAAAUAACAAUAAAUAUUAUUUCUAUGUUUUCUCUACUAUGGAUUGAACGGUAGUUCAAAAGUAUGAAACUUUUGCAAAUCAUUCAAAACCCGAUUUUUUUAUUGAAAUGGCAUCAAAAACAAUCUAUGAAUCAGCUUACAACGGGGAUUACGAUUAUGUUAAAUCCAAACUGGACGAAGAACCAUCACUGUUAACAAAGCUUGACGAAAGUAAACGCACAUUGCUACAUUGGACCUCCGUGGGAGGCAACUUCAAAUUACUUACGCAUUUAAUUGAAUUGGGGUCGCCGAUUGACACCCCAGAUGAUACAGGUACAACGCCUAUUAUACUAGCCAGCUCUGCUGGACAUGAAGAAAUUACCAAUUUGCUUUUGGAAAAGGGGGUUAAUGUUAACAACAAGACAAGCACAGGACAUUCUGCUCUUCAAUAUGCUGCCUCUAAAGGCUGGACAAAAAUCUGUGUUUUGUUAUUAGAACAUGGAGCUGACAUUAACAUUGUUGAUAACAGAGGAAGUACUCCCCUUCAUAGAGCUGCUUCAAAGGGAAACAUUUCAAUUGUCCACAUAUUAUUAGAAUACAAGGAUAAAUUAAAAUUGAAUAACAGAGAUGUUGAUGGUAAUACAGCUUUACAUUUAGCCUGUGAGGAAGAUCAACAAGAUAUAGCUCUAUUGCUAGUCAAAAAUGGUGCUGACAUCACUUUAAACAACAAAGAAAAGAAAACUGCUUUAGAUUAUUGCUCGCCAAAAUUAUUAAGACUUAUUAAAGCUGAGAAGGGUGAUUAAAUUCUUGUAAAAAAAUUUUACCAAUAAAUUUAAGUUUUCUCAUUUUUAAA
This is a messenger RNA of Aethina tumida (small hive beetle), 896 nucleotides long. Its product is annotated as 26S proteasome non-ATPase regulatory subunit 10. Gene Ontology annotation, molecular function: protein binding. The record is from RefSeq and is a predicted model, not a curated record. Bases 172 to 846 code for a protein of 224 amino acids. Lineage: Eukaryota; Metazoa; Arthropoda; Insecta; Coleoptera; Nitidulidae. The transcript has 3 exons.